This is a messenger RNA of Temnothorax curvispinosus, 3800 nucleotides long. Its product is annotated as S-formylglutathione hydrolase. The record is from RefSeq and is a predicted model, not a curated record. Gene Ontology annotation, biological process: cilium-dependent cell motility; cilium movement; formaldehyde catabolic process. Gene Ontology annotation, cellular component: axoneme; cytosol. Bases 315 to 3728 code for a protein of 1137 amino acids. The transcript has 13 exons. NCBI's taxonomy places the organism in Eukaryota, Metazoa, Arthropoda, Insecta, Hymenoptera, Formicidae. Gene Ontology annotation, molecular function: S-formylglutathione hydrolase activity.
CUUAACGAACGAACAGCGAACGCAAACUUUCGUUGUCAUUAUUUAACGGAUAUAAUCAAAAGUCUCAAAUUGCUGCCUGUAGCAAACACCGAAUCUGGUCGAAUUAUGGUGUUUGAUGAAAAAAUACAAACAAACAAAAAAGACAAACAACUUAAGAAUACAAACACGAACGUUCGCGUUCACUAUUCGUUUGCUAAGUGCCAAGUGUAUACCCAGCUUUAGACACAUUUGCAUGGUCCAAACAGGUUGCUAGAAAGACGAAGCACAAGAUUUCGUUAAAUGCAAAAUUGGAGAGUCUCGAAGAACGGUUGAAGAUGGUCAGAAAGCAUGCUGGCGAUUUGGCUGUGCGACAUGACUUCAAUCAGAAGCUGCUCUCUGAGCAUUCGGUCCAGCUGGAGACGGAGGAUCACCUCUACCGAUUAAGCGGCAACACCGAGUCGUCGCUUCGCCAAGAGGCGCGUGAAUUCGAGAAGGAAUGGACAGAUGUGAAUCGCAGAGUAUCGAACGUGGAGAAGGAGUUACUUAAGAUGAUGAGGAAACUGGCCGAGGCGAAACAGAUGGUCCAGUUUGACGAGGAUAGUUUACGCAAGUGGGAAGAGAUGCUUGCGCAAAAGGAGGAGGAUAAUCAGUUGAUAGAGAAUUACAUGAAGCAGGAUACACAGAAAUACAAGGAAUUGGAGCAGAAACGGCAGAAACUCAGCAUGGAACUUGAAACUUAUCGUCAAGCUAUUGUCAAAAACGUCGGUGAGGUACAGGAAAUGGAGAUCGUUCUGGACCGUACAGCGAAAUUGUACAUGGAAGCGUUAAAAGAACGCAGACAGAUGAUAAAUCAAUGGACGCAAAGCGUCAACGUUCUGCGCCAGAGGGACAACGAUAUACAGAAUAGUCUAAAAGAAAUUGAAACGUUGCGAGAGAUCGGUAGGGAAAAAAAGAAUAAUCUCGAAGAAGUAGAACAAUUUUUAAAGGAUCAAGUUGUCAACAACAAGCAGCUGGAGGAGUUGAUUAAACGAUCGGAGAAGGAACUUGGUGUAGUCCAAGAAAAAAAGCGCAAAGUCACGGAGACGAUUGAUAUCUACGGCAUCGAGCUGCAUACUCAGAAGAAAUUAGUGGGGGAUUUGGCACGUCGUACACAACAAAUUCGGGCCAAUGCGAAGCGCAAAAGAAUUGAGAUCGAGAACAAACAUAUAAAGGUGGACAAUUGCAAGAAGCGAAUCAGUGAUUUAACGUUGACUUUAGAAGAGAUUGAGAGUCAAAAAUUAAACGUCGAGGAGAGAACGAAGCGUUUGGAGAAAAUGAUUGAGCAUGAUGAAAAGCGAAAAUCCGCGAUCGUCAAGGAAUUGAAUCGGCUGCAAGGUGCGAUUUUACGCGCAACGAAAAGGAUUGUAGAAUUGGAGAAUGAAAGGAAGAUCCUGCAGAUGGAAAUGCAGAGCGAACACAAGAAAGUUGAUCUGCUCAAUACCUUGCUUACGAAAGAGAACAAACUUCUGGGGGAGAAGAAAGAGGCUCUUUAUCAAGUGGAUUUCAAUCUGCAGAAAUGCGAGAUGAAACUCGAACAGAUCAGAGGACACGAGCGCGACAAGAAUGAAGCCGAGAAGAAACAAGCGAGAAUCGAGGAGCUGCAAGCUGUACUGAAAGAGAAAACAGCUACAUCUAAAUUGCUGCAAAAUCAGAUUGUCAGUUUGGAGCACGAUAUGAGAAAAGUAUCUAGUUGCUUAUCGAGCGAAAACGAGGAGCUCGAACGGUUACGGAGCAAAAAGCAGGAUCUAUUGUUGCUGUUAGACGGGGGUGAAAAGCGGCUGAAAAUCGCGCAAUCCCGAAACGAGGAGAGGCAAGUUGAAGAAAAUAUAAUGCGCCUUCGGGUGUCGCAGCUCGAGAGAAUGACAUCGAAUGUAAGCGAUAAAGUCUAUGAUUUGGAGAAGUACCGUCUUCAUCUCGAAGCUGCGCUUAGGGAGCGCGCAACGGAGAUCGCGGCACAGAAAGAGGCGCUUGCCGUGCAGAAGAGGGUCGCUGGCAACGAGUGCUCGGAGCUGCGCACUGCUAUUGCCGAGAGAAAAAGCAGGAUACGGCAGUUGCAAGCGCGAUACGACAGCGGCGUCGCGACGAUGGGUGCCACCCCGGAUGGAGCGCCGAUGAGCACCGCGUACUUGAAGAUACAGAGCGCUCAAGAGCGGUACAUGCUGCGAGAGCAAGGCGACAAGCUGGACGAGGCUAUAAAACGAACCGAGCAGGAAAUACGUAGCAUGGAGACCACGCUGCGGGUGGUAAAUGUGUGUAAUGACAAGUAUAGAGAUAGUAUGAGCGCGGUUGAUCAGGACGGACCUGAAUGGACGGAACAGAAAAAGCUCGACGAACAGAUGCAUGACGCGCGGCAGAAGCUACUGCAAAAGCAGAUGCAGCUGCAACAAUUGUUCGAGGAACUGCAGAAAGCGCAGAAUGAUUAUACUCAAUUGCUCGAUGAUAUCGAGAAAGCAAAGGAAGAAAAGGAAAACAAGGAACGUUACUUAUCGGGUAUUGAGAAACAGACGACAGAACAAGGAGAGAAGAUAUCCAGAGCUGACAAGAGUCUUCGUAAGGCACAGAAGGAUAUACAAAAUUUAUAUAUUUCUAAAAGGGACGAUACCGUGCUGCUGCAACAGAGAGAAGUGGAACUGCGAGAGCUUCAAGAACAAAAUGCGCUAGUUCUUCAAGACAUCGCAGAGUUCACGAUUCGUCAUGUGGAAGCUGAAGCGUAUGUUAAAAAGUUGCUGAUGGCCAAGAACAUCGAGUUACCAUGCUUUCCUCCAUCGAUUAGAUCGCCUAUGAGUCCUUCCGGCAGUUCCAUAGGCUCGAUAGAUCAGCCUUUAAAGAGCACGAGCCGCAUGAGCAUGUCUAAGUCUAAAUUAACAGAAGUUGAAAGUAGUAAAAGUUUCGGAGGAUGGCAGAAGGUAUAUACACACAACAGUACAGAAUUAGGAUGCAAGAUGAGAUUCGCUGUUUACAUACCACCCCAAGCUGAGAAGGAACCAGUACCCGUUAUCUACUGGCUAUCAGGUCUCACCUGUACCGAGGCUAAUUUUACUCAGAAAGCCGGAGCGCAGAAACACGCUGCGGAUUACGGCGUGCUUCUUGUCAUACCCGACACUAGUCCAAGAGGAUUGAAUAUUCUUGGAGAGGAUGACAGUUAUGACUUUGGUAGUGGUGCCGGAUUCUAUGUAGAUGCGACGCGCGAGCCAUGGAAAAAGAAUUACAAAAUGUACAGCUACAUUACCAAAGAAUUGUCAACGUUGAUCCAUGAAGAAUUUUCAACUUUGCCAUCUAAACAGUCCGUAAUGGGCCAUAGUAUGGGAGGACAUGGCGCUUUAAUUUGUGCUCUUAAAAACCCUGGGAUGUUCAGGACUGUCUCAGCUUUUGCACCCAUAUGUAAUCCAAUCUUGUGCCCAUGGGGAAAAAAAGCCUUCUCAGGGUAUCUGGGAGAAUCAGAGGAUAAUGCCGCAUGGAAGGAUUGGGAUGCUACAGAAUUGGCAAAAAAAUAUAAGGGCCCAGUUUUGGACAUUUUAAUCGAUCAGGGCAAGGAGGACUCGUUCUUGAAACAAGACCAGUUAUUACCAGAGAAUCUACUAAAUGCUGCGAAGGAUAAUGGUAUCGCGCUUACUCUCAGAUUUCAGGAUGGUUAUGAUCACAGUUAUUACUUUAUAGCUACAUUUAUUGAAGAUCACUUCAAGCAUCAUAUGAAAUAUCUUAAAAGCUAAGUCUGUGCCCGAAAUUAUCGUUAAAAACAUUGGAACUUUGAUAUCGUAAUUUACAUUUUUACGAGAUUUAUU